CUGGGUUCAGUGGGAGGAAGCCAGGCCGAGUGCAGACGGCUGCUGAUUCUGGGGCUGGCCAGGAAAUCAAGGUUCUCCUCCACCAUGGACUCACCGGCACCGAGCCAGCUCCGCCAAACCCAGCCUGUGGCCCCCUCCCCACUGACAUCCUACCGCUGGCACCUGGGGAGCAGCGAGGAGAAGGAGAAGGGAGCUGGAGGCUUCCGCUGGGGCCGCCUGGCCAGCUGGGGAAGGGCACUGAGCCACCAGGAGCCCAUGGUGAGCAGCCAGCCGGCCCCUCACUCACUAUUCCGUCGGGUGCUCCCUGCACCCCCCAAAGAGUCACGGAGAAGUCGCCUCCAGCUCUCCAAGACCCUCUGGAGUCGGCACAAGAGUGCAUCACAGGAGCCAGAGCCAGAGCCAGAGACUCCAGAGCUAGAGCUGGAGCCAGAGCCACUUGUGUCACAGAUCCCUGAGGCCCCCACCCCAGAUGUGCCUGUCUGGGACAUUGGGGGCUUCACUCUGCUUGAUGGAAAGCUGGUGCACAUUGGAGGCAAGGAGGAGGAGGGUCCUCGUUGGCCCCAGAUAGGAAGCGCUAGCUUGGAGGGCAGCAUGCAAGUGGUCAUGGGGAAUCUCAGGAACCCAGAUCGGACCUCUGGAAAGACUGAGCCAGAGGCUGCUGGCUCCAGCCAGGUCCACAAUGUUCGGGGGUUGCUCAAGAGGCUGAAAGAGAAGAAAAAGUCCAGGUCGGACCUGGAAGCCAGUGUCCCACGGGAUGGGACCCCCAGCACUCUGGGCUCUAGGGAAUCGCUGGUCACACUCUCCGAGCUGGACCUGGGCGCUGAGCAGGACGUGCGGGUCUGGCCGCUGCACUCCAGCCUCCUGGGGGAGCCCCACUGCUUCCAGGUGACGUGGGUGGGCGGGAGCCGCUGCUUCUCCUGUCGUUCGGCUGCUGAGAGAGACCGCUGGAUCGAGGACCUUCGUCGCCACUUCCAGCCCAGCCAGGACAAUGCGGAGCGGGAGGAGACGUGGCUGAGCGUGUGGGUACUCGAGGCGAAGGGGCUUCCUCGGCCGGCGGGAGCGCAAGGCGUGCAGGCCGAGCUGUGGCUGGACGGCUCGCUGCUGGCGCGCACCGCUCCGCGCGCCGGCCCGGGCCAGCUCUUCUGGGCCGAGCGCUUCCACUUCGAGGCGCUGCCGCCCGCUCGUCGCCUGUCGCUGCGACUGCGCGGCGCGGGCUCCGCGGGCACGGCCCUGGGCCGUGCGGCACUGGCUCUGGAGGAGGUGAGCGCCCCCCGCGCGCCCGCCGCCGGCCUGGAGCGCUGGUUCCCGCUGCUCGGGGCGCCGGCGGGGGCGGCGCUGAGGGCGCGGGUGCGGGCGCGCCGCCUUCGGGUGCUGCAAUCGGAGCGCUACAAGGAGCUGGCCGAGUUCCUCACCUUCCACUACGCGCGCCUCUGUGGGGCGCUGGAGCCUGAGCUGCCCGCCCAGGCCAAGGAGGAGUUGGCGGCCGCCAUGGUGCGCGUGCUGCGGGCCACGGGCCGGGCACAGGCAUUGGUGACAGACCUGGGCACCGCGGAGCUGGCGCGCUGUGGAGGCCGGGAGGCGCUGCUGUUUCGAGAAAACACUUUAGCCACCAAGGCCAUUGACGAGUACAUGAAGCUGGUGGCGCAGGGUUACCUCCAGGAGACCCUAGGGCAGGUCGUACGGCGUCUCUGUGCCUCUACCGAGGACUGUGAGGUGGACCCCAGCAAGUGCCCAGCCCUGGAGCUGCCCGAGCACCAAGCCAGGCUUCGGAACAGCUGUGAGGAGGUCUUUGAAACCAUCGUCCACUCUUACGAUUGGUUCCCAGCAGAGCUGGGUGCUGUGUUCUCAGGCUGGCGAGAAGCAUGCAAAGCAAGAGGCUCUGAAGCACUGGGCUCCCGACUGGUGUGCGCCUCCCUCUUCCUGCGGCUCCUGUGCCCUGCCAUCCUGGCACCCAGCCUCUUUGGCCUGGCACCAGAACACCCAGCACCAAACCCAGCCAGAACCCUCACGCUGAUCGCUAAAGUCAUCCAGAACCUCGCCAACCAUGCCCCGUUUGGUGAGAAGGAAGCCUACAUGAGCUUCAUGAACAGCUUUCUGGAGGAUCAUGGGCCAGCCAUGCAACACUUCCUGGACCAGGUGGCCACGACAGAUGAGGACACCGCACCCAGCGGCUACCAGGGCAGCAGCGACCUGGCCCUCCAGUUGGCCGUCCUGCAUGCCCAGCUCUGUACGAUCUUUGCUGAGCUUGACCAGGCAACCUGUGACAGCUUGGAACCACUCCCCACCAUCCUACAAGCCAUUGAGGAAGGUCGACCAGUACCUGUGUCUGUGCCAAUGUGUCUCCCCCCACCUCCUUCCCAAGUCCACACCAGCUUCUCCGCAGGGGCGAAGCCCGGCUUCCUGGCACCCCGGGACCUCCCCAAACACACCCCUCUCAUCAAGAGCCAGUCUCUGCGCACCUUUCAAGGCUCCGGGAGCUGGGCCCGGCGUCAGGCGGAGGAAGAGCGGCCCCCGAGGCGGCCCCAGCCAGUGCAGCGCACGCAGAGCGUCCCCGCCGCCCGCCGACGCCCAUCCGAGGGGCCCCGGCCGCGCCCCAAAGGCUCCAUCCGAUCCGGCCCCGCGCUCCGCGCCCGGCCCUGGACCGAGGCCUCUACCUCGCUGCCUCGGAAGCCAUCGGUGCCCUGGCAGCGCCAGCUGGACCAGCCAAGGGACCGAGACCAGGUGCUAGGCACGCAGCGACCUAUGGGCAAGCUGGCAGAACUACAGGGUGAAGUGGCCGCGCUGCGCGAGGAGCAGAAAGCGCUGUCCCGCCUGGUGGAGUCGCUGAGCACUCACAUUCGGGCCCUGACGGAGCAGCAGGAGAAACUGAGGGGACAGCUGCAGGAAUUAGACGCCGGGCUCCGUGCCGGGACCUCGGAGCUGAAUCCAGAGAGUGGUCCUCCAAAUGGUGAAGGGCAUAGGUUGAAAAGUCUGGAGUGCCGCCUGACUAAGACAGAGCACACUCAGGCCCAGCUGAAGGACAAAGUCCAGAACCUACAACUUCUUCUGAGGACACCAGGGUCCCGGAGCCAGACUCCGCCCCUCCAAGCAUCCUUCGUCAAUGGAGACACCACCUGAGCAGCCCGUCCCACCCUAUGUGCCCCAGGACACAGCUGGGGGGGGGGUCUGACCCCUGCCUUAGUGCUGCUUGGCCUAAGGCAGGGUGUAGAGCUGUGGGUGCCAACCACUGCCACUGUGAAGUUGUGCAGUAAAAUCUUGAUUUCAGUAUAAUUGGCAGUUUCUUUGCUCCUAAGUAUCACUAAUCAGAGUACACUGUAACCCUUAUUCAGCUCUCCCACAUUCUCCCCUAGUAUGAGGGAAAUGUAAGCAGAUUCUCACCAGCUGUGUGCCUUUAGGGCAUCACUCUACAGCUUGCAUUGCCUUAUCUGUAAAAUGCAUCCAACAUUUCCUACACAGUGGAAGACCCUAAGUUAAAGGCAUUCUAUAAAAGGAGUUCAUGGACAGCACCUGCUUCUCAGUGAAGCACGGAUCCCACU
Heterocephalus glaber (naked mole-rat) is the source of this 3536-nucleotide messenger RNA. RefSeq names its product RAS protein activator like 3 (gene Rasal3). NCBI's taxonomy places the organism in Eukaryota, Metazoa, Chordata, Mammalia, Rodentia, Bathyergidae. The record is from RefSeq and is a predicted model, not a curated record. Gene Ontology annotation, biological process: regulation of GTPase activity.